AUGUCUGAUCAACUCAGCAAAACCGAUAGUCAAACGCCGCUUAUAAAGCACGAAACUUCCGAGUCUAUGCCAAUAUCCACGUCGAAGAAAAGAUCACUCUAUCAACGCAUACAAGACCGAAACAGAGUUGAGAUUUUAGAGGAGGAAUUGCAAAAGUACACGGGAAUGAGCAAGGCGGGUCUGCAGGAUUGGGCCAAGGACCGCCCGGGGGUUAGAGCAAAGACACCCGCUAACACGGGGAAAGAAUUUGAGUCUUGGGAAUCUAUGCGUGUCACUACAGGGAUUAUGUGA
Messenger RNA from Colletotrichum lupini, 291 nucleotides. RefSeq lists its product as uncharacterized. Lineage: Eukaryota; Fungi; Ascomycota; Sordariomycetes; Glomerellales; Glomerellaceae. The transcript has a single exon. Bases 1 to 291 code for a protein of 96 amino acids. The record is from RefSeq and is a predicted model, not a curated record.